AGCAUUGUAGUUUUAAACUGUGAUUGUGUCUGUUGUGUCACACCACUUUCAGGAUUUUUCUGAUGGGGUUGUCACUCGCAGUUGGAUGUCCUGAUGUGACGCUGCAAUGCACUGAGAAUGCAAUUGGCUGAGGAGCUACUUCAUGGAUUUACCAGGAUGUUUAGGUCCUUAUGCAUGAGUUGUAUCUGAGUGCAAAGAUGCCUUUGAUUGUGGAGACGAGCUGCAGUCUGAUUGGCUGGCUCUUUCUGUAUGUGCUGCUGUGUCACUUGAACAGUGAAAGAGAUUGUGAGUGGAACUGCAGGCUGGUAACUCUGCUCCACGGCAUCCUGAUCGUCUGUGUGACUGCCUACAUUAGUUUCAUUGCUGGGCCAUGGCCUUUCACACACCCAGGCACUGAAAACACAUCUCUCCAGAUCCUGGCUCUUGUUCUCAGUUUAGGAUACUUCCUCUUUGACAUGGCUUGGUGUGUGUAUUUCCGCACUGAGGGUCCGGUGAUGCUGGCCCACCAUACUAUGAGCAUCCUCGGGAUAGUGCUGGCACUAGAGCUCGGCGAGUCGGGCAUCGAGACCUGCGCUGUCCUCUUCGGCAGCGAGAUCACCAACCCGCUCCUGCAGGCCCGCUGGUUCCUCAAGCGCAUGGGCCGCUAUGACAGUUUAGCCGGAGAUGUGGUGGACCUGCUCUUCAUUCUUCUGUUUGCCUCUGUGAGGAUUGGUGUUGGGAGUAGAAUGCUUUAUUGUGUAUUAGCUUCUCCGAAACCAUUGCUUAUAGUGAAAGUUGGUGGGGUGGCUAUUUACACUCUCUCCUGGAUCUUCAUGAUAGAUAUUGCACGUUUUGCCUGCAAGAAAACUCGUGUCAAAUACAGGCGAUGGAAGGAACAGUACAAGCUGGAUGAAGCUAAUGGACAUGCUGUUAAAGUGAAAUAGGCCUCUCUGUGCAUUAGGACUGGGAAAAGUGGCAUUUUUGCUGAUAUACAUAGCUCUAUGUAGCACUUUGUUAGUUUACAGGGUUCAUUUUUAAUAGAUAUAUACAGUAUAUAUAUAAAAUCUGCACAAAAGGUGAAACCUCUAAAACACAGUUAGAAAAAUAUAAAUUCAAUAUAGCUACUUCUAUCAUUUCUGACUUUCUUGAGUUUUAUUAAUUAGUCCACCAAUUAAAUUUCCACAUUUUUUCAAAGACUUAAGAUAUUAUUUAUUUCCACUACAUAUUAAGAUUUUAUUGACUUCCACAAAUUUAUCCAAAGCAAAUUAAGAUAUUAUUCA
Cyprinus carpio (common carp) is the source of this 1259-nucleotide messenger RNA. Its product is annotated as TLC domain-containing protein 5-like. Gene Ontology annotation, cellular component: membrane. Lineage: Eukaryota; Metazoa; Chordata; Actinopteri; Cypriniformes; Cyprinidae. The record is from RefSeq and is a predicted model, not a curated record.